Platichthys flesus (European flounder) is the source of this 3227-nucleotide messenger RNA. It is a transcript of the gene aldh1a3, whose product is annotated as aldehyde dehydrogenase 1 family, member A3. The record is from RefSeq and is a predicted model, not a curated record. Bases 24 to 1553 code for a protein of 509 amino acids. Gene Ontology annotation, molecular function: aldehyde dehydrogenase (NAD+) activity. The transcript is spliced from 13 exons. Lineage: Eukaryota; Metazoa; Chordata; Actinopteri; Pleuronectiformes; Pleuronectidae.
GCAGACUCAGAGGUGACCUCAGCAUGGCACAGAACGGAAUAAAAGAGAAUGGAGUGACUGAAGGAAUCCCUGCCCUGCCUCAGCCUGUCCCUGUCCAGGACAUCACUCACACCAAGAUUUUUAUCGGCAAUGAGUGGCACACAUCCUGCGCGGGAAGGACGUUCCCCACCUUCAACCCGGCCACAGGUGUCAAGAUCUGCGACGUGGAAGAGGCCGACAAAGAAGAUGUGGACAAGGCGGUGGAGGCAGCCAAGGCGGCCAUGAAGAGAAGCUCUCCAUGGCGGAAAAUGGAUGCGUCCAGCCGUGGGAGGCUGCUGCUCAAACUGUCCGACUUGAUAGAGAGGGACAGACUCCUGCUGGCGACCCUGGAGACUCUAGACACAGGGAAGCCUUUCCUGCAAUCCUUCUUCAUUGACCUGGACGGCAGCAUCAAAACCCUUCGUUACUACGCAGGCUGGUCUGACAAGGUUCAUGGCAAGAGUCUGCCUGUGGAUGAAAGCUUCAUGUGUUUAACUAAACACGAGCCUGUUGGCGUCUGUGGAGCCAUCAUUCCUUGGAAUUUUCCUCUACUGAUGUUCAUGUGGAAGAUCGCACCGGCCCUGAGCUGUGGAAACACUGUGGUCAUCAAGCCAGCAGAGCAGACCCCCCUCACGGCCCUCCACAUUGGAUCACUCAUCAAAGAGGCAGGCUUCCCUCCUGGAGUUGUAAAUAUUGUUCCAGGGUUUGGUCCCACAGCAGGAGCAGCAAUUGCCCGCCACAUGAACAUUGACAAAGUGGCCUUCACUGGUUCUACUGAGGUCGGCCAGCUGAUCAAAGAAGCAGCAGCCAGAAGUAAUCUGAAGAGAGUGACUCUGGAGCUGGGAGGGAAGAACCCCUGCAUUGUGUUUGCUGACUGUAACUUGCAGCUGGCUGUGGAGGAAACCCAGAAGGGAGCUUUUUAUAACCAGGGUCAGUGCUGCACGGCUGCCUCACGAGUCUUUGUGGAGGAAAGUAUUUAUGGAGAGUUUCUACGUUGCAGCAUAGAAAAAGCAAAGAAGAUUGUUAUAGGAGACCCGCUAGACCCGCAGACAUCACAUGGACCUCAGAUUGACCGACAGCAGUUUGACAAGAUAAUGGAUCUGAUUGAGAGUGGGAAGAAGGAGGGAGCCAAGCUGGAGUAUGGAGGAGUCGCUGUGGGUGACAAGAGCCUCUUCAUUCAACCCACUAUCUUCACAGGAGUCAAAGACCACAUGCGCAUCGCCAAGGAAGAGAUCUUUGGUCCAGUGCAGUGUAUAUUCAGCUUUAAGAGCCAGCAGGACGCCAUAGAGCGAGCAAACAGCUCACAAUAUGGCCUGGUGUCAGCAGUCUUCACAACAAGCAUCGACAGAGCUCUGUCUGUGUCUGCAGCCCUGGAGACUGGCACUGUGUGGAUAAACUGCUAUAACGCCCUUCACGUCCAGACACCCUUUGGAGGGUAUAAGAUGUCAGGCACUGGACGAGAGCUUGGAGAGUACGCGUUGGCUGAGUACACAGAGGUGAAAGCAGUGACCAUCAAACUGAGUGAAACCAUGUGAGAUGAAAGGGGAAAAUCCAGAGCUGAUCACUUCCCCUUCCGUCAGGCCACAACACGAUUCUCUACAAGCCCCACAUUCCCUUCUCCUUCUCAGUCAUGCUCACAAUGGAGACAUCAGGUUUAAGCCAGUAUAACACUUACUCUAUACAGUAUAUCACAGCCCAAUGGUUAACUGGGUUUUACUCAGCAGCUACAGUAAUGUCACUACAUACAACUGGUCAUGCUCUAUUUCACAGGUUCAUAUUUUUCUUUAUAUUUCACAAUAAUUUAUUUGGGUGCUUCCCAAGUGUGAUUUGGUCCCACAUUGAUUAUCAGGCCAAUAGAUACAUGAGCCCAGCUGGUACAUUUGCAGAUAAUAAUUUAUGUCAACAAACUGCUGGCUUAACAGACAGAGCACAGCGGGUGAGCUGAACAUGUUCCACACAACAAUGCAGCAUUCCUAAAGGACAUAUUUCCAAUUAUAAAUUGAACAUUUACUUGGCUUUAAAUGGGACAGAUAUGAUUUGGUUUUACUAUUAGUCAGUACCAGAUUACAAAGUUGCAUUUAACAAAAAGCACAAGUAAAAAAAGUUAAGAAACUGCAGAUGGAGUUUAGCUAACUUGAUAAAGCCUCCACGAUCUUUCUUAAGCCAUCCACUGCACCAGGUUUAAUCACUUCCAGUGGAUGAUGAGAAGUCUUUAUCUGUUGGUCCCAAAGAAGUUAGGUGAUGUCUGUUUCUGCUGAUAAUUCAGUAUCUUGUUGUAAUCCACUCCCUCUCCAUUUGUCAGAAGUGACAACCAAUAGUUAUUGAAAUACUAUAAGAUUACAACAAGUGAAGGACCUUUUUUUUUGUUGAUUAAGCCAAUGGUUUUUUUUUUAUCUUUAACUACUCUUUGAAAGGAGAAUAAUGAACCAUCAAGGUCAGCUGGUAUGGCCCUUUAUUGAGAAACAGACCCAUGGUUAAGUUUUCCUUCCUGGAACGUUUCAAGCAUCUGGAUUUCCAGGACAUGUCCUCUGCCCUGGGGAGACUAGGAGAUUGGACGGUGUCUCUGAGGUUUUUCAGUGUCAUGUCCACUGUCUUGAUUUGCCUAAACCCCAAAGUGUUCAAAAAUACUCAAGUAGUUAAAAAAUGGUGAUUCUAAUUUGCCUGUCUUUCCCUAGUGACAUAAAAUGCACAAUACUGAUUAAUCAAAGAGGAUUUUGCAUAAGAAUUCCACUUGAUCAGUUCUAUUUGUUAAUCAAAUCUGCCUACAUGAGAUAAUGUGGGAAGUUUAAAGAAUGAAUAUAUAUAUACAUAUAUUGUAAAUUGUAGUUAAUAUCUGCGGGAUGAAAAGUCUACGUCUGUGUUUCUAAUUCCGAGCGCUGAUUCUAACCAGGUGUAAUAAUACAAUGAAUAAUACAAUGAUAUGUUCUCUCUGCUGAGGGGAAUGUAACUUCCCUUUUAAAUAUUUGAAGGAACUGUGAUUCUAAGGUAAUAUUUACCUUUCCAGUAAAUACCUUAGUCGUGUAACAACAACAAUGUCACACCAUCAUUCCAUGGAUAGUGUCAACUUUUUUUUAAUAUAUAUAUUUGUGUUUGUGUGUGCGUGUGUGUGUGUAACCAACAUAUAAUGUAUGUUUGAGGGGUUGCUUAUUAUCUCACAUGAAGAGCAAGUCUGUUUCUGUCUUUUCUCACGAUAGUUUUGUAUUGAAAUA